Messenger RNA from Arabis nemorensis, 1866 nucleotides. Lineage: Eukaryota; Viridiplantae; Streptophyta; Magnoliopsida; Brassicales; Brassicaceae. The record is from the annotation of a GenBank genome assembly.
AUGUCUGGGAUCUUCAGAUUCAGUGGUGAUGAAGAUUUUUUCCCUAAGGGAUCGAUGCAUCUAUCACCAGGGAGCUGUCCUGGUGUGUAUUUUCCAGCACGCAAGAGAUUACGUAUUGCUGCACCGUCAGUUUUCAGCGGUUUUGAGCAAAAGCAAACUUCAAUCGAAGUAUUGCCAGAUGAGUGCCUAUUUGAGAUCCUUAGACGCUUGCCUUCUGGUCAGGAAAGGAGUGCAUGUGCUUGUGUCUCCAAGCACUGGCUUAACCUUUUGAGUAGUAUCACUAGGGAUGAAGUGAAUGAGUCAAAUCAAGAUGUGGAGGGUGAAGGGUUUUUGUCAAGAAGUUUGGAAGGCAAGAAAGCUACAGAUUUGAGGCUGGCAGCGAUCUCGGUUGGUGCAUCGACACGCGGUGGGUUGGGAAAGCUUCAAAUCCGUGGGAGUGGUUUUGAUAGCAAAGUGACAGACGCUGGGCUUGGAUCAAUUGCACAUGGUUGUCCAUCUCUUAGGGUUCUGUCUCUCUGGAACUUGCCUGCAGUUGGUGAUAUGGGUCUGUCUGAGAUCGCAAGGUCAUGCCCGAUGAUCGAAAAACUUGAUCUUUCACGUUGCCCAGGAAUAACUGACAACGCUUUGGUUACAAUCGCUGAGAACUGCGUGAAUCUGAGUGAGCUGACAAUCGACUCGUGUUCUGGUGUUGGAAACGAGGGUUUAAGGGCUAUUGCACGACGCUGUGUCAACCUGAGAUCUAUCUCUAUCAGGAGCUGCCCACGCAUUGGAGACGAAGGAGUUGCUUUCCUCUUGGCCCAAGCUGGUUCUUACUUGACAAAAGUGAAACUUCAGAUGCUGAACAUAACCGGUCUAUCUCUUUCCGUUCUUGGCCACUAUGGAGCAGCAAUUACCGAUCUUGUGCUUCAUGGGCUUCAAGGUGUGAACGAGAAAGGCUUCUGGGUCAUGGGAAAUGCAAAAGGGCUGAAGAAACUGAAGUCCCUCUCAGUAAUGUCGUGCCGAGGCAUGACGGAUAUUGGGCUCGAAGCUGUUGGAAACGGUUGCCCUGAUCUGAAGCACGUCUCUCUGAGCAAGUGCUUGCUUGUUUCUGGCAAAGGACUCGUCGCUUUGGCCAAAUCUGCAUUGUCGCUGGAAAGUUUGAAACUUGAGGAAUGCCACAGGAUCAACCAGUUUGGUUUUUUGGGUUUUCUCAUGAACUGUGGCUUAAAGUUGAAGGUUUUCUCUUUGGCAAACUGUCUGGGAGUCCGGGACUUCAACCCAGAAUCACCUCUGCCAUCAACCAGUUGCAGCUCUUUACGUUCUCUGUCAAUCCAUAACUGCCCUGGGUUUGGGGAUGCAAGUCUCGCUUUAUUGGGAAAGUUCUGUCAUCAGCUUCAGGAUGUUGAACUCUGUGGACUGAAUGGAGUGACGGAUGCAGGUGUGCUCGAGUUGCUUCAGAGCAACAAUGUUGGUCUAGUGAAGGUGAAUCUGAGCGGAUGUAUCAAUGUUUCAGACAACACAGUCUCUGCAGUUUCCGUGUGCCACGGACACACAUUGGAGUCACUUAACCUUGACGGCUGCAAGAACAUCACUGAUGCAAGCCUCGUCGCAGUGGCCAAGAACUGCUACUCAGUCAAUGACCUUGACAUCUCAAAUACUUUGGUCUCAGAUCACGGAAUCAAGGCUUUGGCAUCUUCUCCCAACCAUCUGAAUCUUCAGGUUCUUUCUGUUGGCGGCUGCUCAGCGAUUACAGACAAAAGCAAGGCGUGCAUACAAAAACUCGGCCGCACGCUCUUGGGAUUAAACAUCCAACGCUGCGGUAGAAUCAGCAGCAGCACUGUGGACACCCUGCUAGAACAUCUAUGGAGGUGCGAUAUCCUUUACUAG